AAAAAAAAAGACCUGGACUAAUGAGCUUCAGGGAGUCCCAGCCGCUCGCUGCCUUCUUCGGGCUGCUGAGCGGUUCAAGCAGCCGCUCACUUGAAAGUCUCCGGAAAAGGGAAGAUUAACCGGGGGGCGGGGGUGAAGAAACCCACGAAGUGCACAAAGUUUGGGCCUGGGGGACUGUGUCUGCAGCAGGCAACGAGGGAACCAAGAUGGAAAAACCUACUUGGCCUCAUCACCAAUCUACCUGGCAGAUGCAUCUGCCUAUGACAGUACUGGUUUAUAGGGCUCCCUUGAGUAUGAACACAUCAUGAAGCGCCGACUGGAUGAGCAGGAAACGGUUUAUGCGCCUCAGCAGCGUCGGAUUGCAAGCAGUGCUGAAACGUUUACACACCAGCAUCGAGUGCUAGCACCAGCACCUCCUGUCUACGAGGCUGUAUCGGAGAACAUGCAGCCCACUGCCGGCAUUCAGUACUCAGUCACUCCAGGAUACCAGGUUUCAGCCAUGCCUCAGAGCUCUGGCAGUCACAGCCAUACUCCAGCUGUACACAGUGGGCACCAUCACACUGCAUCAGUUCAGCCUCAUGGACAGCAGGUGGUACCCCAGAGCCAUGCCCAUCCUCCAGGAGCACCAGCCACACCGGUCCAAGGACAGCAGCAGUUCCAGAGGCUAAAGGUUGAAGAUGCUUUGUCCUAUCUUGACCAGGUGAAACUACAGUUUGGAAACCAGCCCCAGGUUUACAAUGACUUUCUUGACAUCAUGAAGGAGUUCAAAUCUCAGAGCAUUGAUACCCCUGGAGUGAUCAGCCGGGUUUCUCAGCUCUUCAAAGGGCACCCUGACCUCAUCAUGGGCUUCAACACCUUCCUGCCUCCAGGCUACAAAAUUGAGGUGCAGACGAAUGACAUGGUGAACGUGACGACACCAGGGCAAGUCCAUCAAAUCACUCCUCAGCAUGCCGCCCAGCCACAACCCCAACAACAGCACCAGCAGCAACCACAGCAGCAUGCUGCUCCUGCCCCGGCACAGCCAGCACCACAACCACCUCCUGCCAAAAUCCCCAAGCCACUGCAGUCACAGACACAUACUCCAACCAGCCAGCCAAAUGCAUCGCUGCCUCCAUAUGCCUCUCCUCGGUCCCCUCCAGUGCAACCCCACACACCGGUCACCAGUGCUCAUGCUGCUACACCACCCAUGCAGAACAAUCAGCCUGUGGAAUUCAACCAUGCCAUUAACUAUGUCAACAAGAUCAAAAACCGUUUCCAGGGGCAGCCUGACAUCUACAAGGCCUUUUUGGAGAUCCUGCACACAUACCAGAAGGAACAGCGGAAUGCAAAAGAAGCCGGCGGGAACUACACACCAGCAUUGACUGAGCAAGAGGUAUAUGCCCAGGUAGCGAGGCUCUUUAAAAACCAGGAAGACCUUCUUUCAGAAUUUGGACAGUUCCUGCCUGAUGCCAACAGCUCAGUUCUGCUAAGUAAAACAACAGCAGAGAAAGCUGAUUCAGUUAGGAAUGAUCAUGGCGGCACAGUGAAGAAGCCUCAGCUGAACAACAACAAGCAAAGAAGUAAUCAGAAUGGUUGCCAGAUCCGUCGUCACCCAGGCACAGGAGCUACUCCGCCUGUCAAAGAUCUAUCCAUUAAUGAGGCAGUAGCGCUAGGAACAGCCCUUUCCAAAUUUCGAAGUCCAGGAAAUACAAAUAGGACAAGCCAACAAAAGAAGCCAAAAAUGUUGGGAUUAAAAGACCAGUCCUUGGCUGAAGUCAGUAAGCAUGGAGCUGGAACAGAAACCUUAUUCUUUGAUAAGGUCCGGAAAGCUCUGCGAAGUGCAGAGGCUUACGAGAACUUCCUACGCUGCCUUGUCAUUUUUAACCAAGAGGUGAUCUCCCGUGCAGAGCUGGUCCAGCUUGUGUUUCCUUUCUUGGGAAAGUUUCCUGAGCUCUUUGUCUGGUUUAAGAACUUCCUGGGUUAUAAGGAGUCCUCCCACAUUGAGGCAUUUCCUAAGGAGAGAGCUACAGAGGGCAUUGCAAUGGAAAUUGAUUACGCUUCUUGUAAACGACUUGGUUCAAGUUAUCGAGCAUUGCCCAAAAGCUUCCAACAACCCAAGUGCACUGGCAGAACUCCCCUUUGCAAAGAGGUUUUGAAUGAUACAUGGGUGUCCUUCCCCUCCUGGUCUGAAGACUCUACCUUUGUCAGCUCAAAGAAAACACAAUACGAAGAGCACAUCUACAGGUGUGAAGAUGAACGGUUUGAGCUUGAUGUUGUCUUGGAAACGAACCUAGCAACGAUCCGUGUCCUGGAGACUGUUCAGAAGAAGCUGUCACGAAUGUCAGCGGAGGAGCAAGCUAAGUUUCGUCUGGAUAACACCCUUGGUGGUACUUCAGAAGUCAUUCACCGUAAGGCCAUUCAGAGGAUAUAUGCAGACAAGGCUGCGGACAUUCUUGACGGCCUGAAAAAGAACCCUGCAGUAGCAGUUCCCAUUGUGCUGAAAAGAUUAAAAGCAAAGGAGGAAGAAUGGCGAGAAGCACAAAGAGGUUUUAAUAAGAUUUGGAGAGAGCAGAACGAGAAGUACUAUCUGAAGUCUCUUGAUCACCAGGGAAUUAACUUCAAACAGAAUGAUACCAAAACUCUGCGUUCCAAAAGCUUGCUGAAUGAGAUAGAGAGCAUAUAUGAUGAGCGACAAGAACAGGCGUCUGAAGAUCACACGCAUGUGACAUCCGGUUCUCAUUUAACCUUUGUUUACGAGGACAAGCAGAUCAUGGAGGAUGCAGCCUCUCUCAUUAUCCAUCACGUGAAGCGGCAGGCUGGGAUACAGAAGGAUGAUAAAUACAAAAUCAAACAGAUAAUUUAUCACUUCAUCCCUGAUCUGUUAUUUGCUCAGCGUGGCGAGCUUUCGGACGUAGAAGAUGAGAAAGAGGACGAGGAGGAUGAGGAGAUGGACAUUGAUGAGAGCACGGGGGCAACCAAAAAGCACAAUGGCAUCGGAGGUAGCCCUUCCAAGCCAAAACUGAUGUUCAGUAACACAGGAGCGCAGAAGCUGCGAGGCUUGGACGACGUGUACAACCUGUUCUUUGUGAACAAUAACUGGUACAUCUUCAUCCGGCUUCACCAGAUCCUGUGCUCGCGACUCCUGAAGAUCUACAACCAGGCAGAGAAGCAGAUUGAAGAGGAAUGCAGAGAGAGGGAACAGGAGAUGCUGACAGGAAAGCGGGACAAAAAUGACAGUCCUGCUAUUCAGCUUCGACUGAAGGAACCCAUGGAUAUUGAUGUGGAAGACUAUUACCCAGCUUUCCUUGAUAUGGUACGGAACCUUCUGGAUGGCAACAUGGACUCCUCCCAGUAUGAGGACACACUUCGGGAAAUGUUUACUAUUCAUGCAUUCAUCGCUUUUACAAUGGAUAAACUCAUCCAGAGUAUAGUCAGGCAGCUGCAGCAUAUUGUGAGUGAUGAAAUCUGUAUACAAGUGACCGAUCUGUACCUAGCAGAAAGUAAUAACUGUGCCACUGGAGGUCCCCUGGCAACUAUUUCCUCCCGAGCUGUUAUUGAAAGCAACUACCAACGCAAGGCUGAACAACUCAUGUCAGAUGAGAACUGUUUUAAGCUCACGUUCAUCCACAGCCGAGAACAAGUGUCAUUAACCAUUGACCUGUUGGACACUGAAGAGGAAAACUCAGACGAUCCUGUGGAAGCAGAGCGCUGGUCAGACUUUCUGGAUCGUUAUAUGAAUUCAGAUUCUACCUCUCCUGAACUACGGGAACAUCUAGCACAGAAACCUGUGUUCCUGCCUAGGAAUCUGCGUCGAAUUCGCAAGUGCCAACGGGGUCGGGAACAACAGGAAAAGGAAGGGAAGGAAUGCAGCAAUAAGAAAUCUAUAGAGAAUGCAGAGAAUUAUGAUAAAGCGCAGUGCAAUUUUAAACUCAACUCCUACAAAAUGGUGUAUGUCUUCAAAUCCGAAGACUACAUGUACAGGAGAACUGCGCUGCUAAGAGCUCGCCAGUCUCACGAGCGAGUCAGCACACGGUUACACCAGCGGUUUCAGGCUUGGGUGGAUAAAUGGAGCAAGGAGCACGUGACCCGUGAAAUGGCUGCCGAAACCAGCAAGUGGCUAAUGGGAGAGGGAUUGGAGGGCAUGGUGCCUUGCACAACCACCUGUGAAACUGAAACACUGCACUUCAUGAAAAUCAACAAAUACAGGGUGAAAUACAGUGCUUUAUUCAAGGGGCCGUGACCAACUUGCACAGCAGGUCCUCCCCUCGCGCCAUGUGCCCAAGUUUUGGCAUGUCAUCCAAUGCCAUACACCAGCUCUCCCACACAAAAAAAAACACUGCUAUGUUUUUGUAAAUACUGUGUACAUAUUGUCAACAGACUUUUUUUAAAAAAAAGAACCAAUCUGCAUCAAUGUGCUAGCAUUAUCUACUAGCUUAUUGUGUAUCAUAGUAUGAGGUGGCUUGAAGUUAGUUAAUAUGGAAAAAUGAGGCACCAUUAUUAAAGUUUUUACCAAAGGGAUUUCAGAGUAAUUGUAGCUUUCUUUGUGUGUGAAUUUUUGUUAGUGAAAAGAUAUUUCAUUAUGUACAGAACACUUGUAUCAUUAAGUGUCCCUGUGCAGCAUGCCAUUACAUAGUACAUUUUGGCCUUUUUGUUUUAAGUUUUAAUUCAAGUUUGCUCGUCUAAUAACAACUGGACCAAACUUCAUGGCAGACAUAAUUGGAACUGUCCAAUCACCUUUUCUUUCGUUAUGGAAACAUUGAACUCUGGGUCUCUGAGGGUAAUUUACCUGUGACCUGUUUUUUUUAACCUGCCUUAGUCUUCCAAACACAAUUCGCUUCCUGUCGGAAGUCUGGCAGACUGCUGGUUCCAGUUUUAUGCAGUAUUUGACCCUAUUGAUUAGUAGCUUCAGGUAUUAAAAGAUGUUAAUGAGCAAGUGGUUGACUGACUGAAAGGUCUCUCUUACUAAUGUGGCAGCUGUCCAUUCAGGUUUUCUUCACACUGUAGUAUCCUUUCGGUGGUUUUCCAGAAGUGCAUCGAUGAUUAAUAAUUCGGUCACGUUUGACACAGUCAGUCCCAGAAUUUUCAUGCUGCUUUAUUGCGUGUUACAGCAAAAGUGAGUUCAACGGUUUGGGCAUUUUAUUUUGAACAUUUUAUAAAGCAUCUUGAUUCUAGCAUUUUGAAGCUUCUUGUGAAUACAAGAGACACUAUUGGGAGAUGAUGGAACACCUUGCGUGUGUGUUUUUUUUAAAUGGGUCACAAAAAAGAGCUUAGCUGAGUUUGAAAGAUUUUCUAUGAACCUUACAUUUGGUUGGCUAGAACAUUCACUGCUGUCUGGUACAUUGGAAGUGCUCAGUAAUGCCUGAAGCACAAGACUGUUAAUUAUGAUGCCUUUGGAAAUCAAUUUUAUACAUUUAAUAAUACUUGCCAAUCCACCAUCUUAUUUUAAUGCUCAAGCUGUUUUUUUUGACUCGUUGAAACAUGUUUUUUUUUGUAAGAAAAAUAUUUCAACGAUUUCCAUUUUUGUUUCUGAUGAGACUGAAUAGCAAACAUACACCUCAUGGGUUUCACUUCAUAAGCAGAUGUUCCAGCCUGUUCGAGCCUUCCUACAGCUCUCUGUUAGCCACAGAACUCAGUAUUCUGCUUUUGACAACAAGCAGACUGGCAAUGUGGGCUUACCCUGGUCCGUGAAAGAACUUCCACCAUUUUAUAAAUUUCUAUGUAAAUUAGUUAAAUUAUCUUCAUUCUCUCCCUCCCCACCCCCCACUCCUCUAUCUUUUCCCCUAUGUCCAUUGACGUGGGUCGCCCACCUUUUCUCCUAAGGCCAAGUGGUUUGGUGAGCUUUAGAAGAACUAAUCUAAUUGAAGCAAAAUUUGACUAAUGGCAGCUGGAAAACCUUGUAAUUAAGCUUUUACUCAUCCACUUGCCCGACUGUUGACAUUAACCUCAAAUUGUCCAUUUAACACAUUGCUUUUGUUCAGAAAGCCACUGUGCUCAUCUGCAUCGUGAUCAAACACUGUCGGAGACCGAUUUGUACAGUUUGCCCCUGCAACCUCUCUUUUUUCACUUUGUAAAGUAUAAGAGGCAGGGCUUUUAAGCCAGCUUGUACAAUGCAUAUAUAUUGCUUUUUGUAUUCUGUACUGUGAUCUUUGGCCACCCACGUGUGAUUUCUAUACAGAAGUUGUAAACUUGACUUGUAGUUCAGUAUUUCCCAUUAAAAUAUCGCCAGGGCUGAAAUCUG
Molecule: messenger RNA, 6217 nt
Organism: Carcharodon carcharias (great white shark)
Lineage: Eukaryota; Metazoa; Chordata; Chondrichthyes; Lamniformes; Lamnidae
Gene: sin3aa
Product: SIN3 transcription regulator family member Aa
Exons: 23
Coding region: 305-4219 (1304 amino acids)
Biological process (GO): negative regulation of transcription by RNA polymerase II
Cellular component (GO): chromatin
Molecular function (GO): transcription corepressor activity
Source: RefSeq, a predicted model, not a curated record